AUGUCGAGGACGCCGCUGCAUCAAUGGAGACAUGCCACACCCAGCGGGCAAUAUGCUGACGGGCGGGCUCAAGCCGCUGGCGACGACCGGCAGGCGCUAACAGGAGCUCCAAGUCAAGCUUAUCCCACGGACGAGCCCCCGCGCUUCUUAUUUUCAGCCCCAGCCAGUCAGGGCUAUGAUCCCACUGUGGCAUCUAGCGUUUCCAAUGCUAUACCGUCCUAUCAGGAGAGACUCUGGGGUAGCGUUGCACAUCAGAAGCAAGACGUUUCCUCGGUGUCUUCAUACACUACUGGGACUCCGGCUCGGCUUGAGACUCAACGGUCCAAUGCUUUAAGAAAUGUCGAGUAUGCCUCAGCCUCCUAG
This is a messenger RNA of Aspergillus homomorphus CBS 101889, 363 nucleotides long. RefSeq lists its product as uncharacterized. The transcript has a single exon. Bases 1 to 363 code for a protein of 120 amino acids. The record is from RefSeq and is a predicted model, not a curated record. NCBI's taxonomy places the organism in Eukaryota, Fungi, Ascomycota, Eurotiomycetes, Eurotiales, Aspergillaceae.